Molecule: messenger RNA, 804 nt
Organism: Telopea speciosissima
Lineage: Eukaryota; Viridiplantae; Streptophyta; Magnoliopsida; Proteales; Proteaceae
Exons: 3
Coding region: 1-804 (267 amino acids)
Source: RefSeq, a predicted model, not a curated record
AUGGUAAUCUCCUUCUCGGAUGUUGACCUAGAAGGAAUAAGCUUACCACAUGAAGAUGCCCUAGUGGUGCAGGUGAGGAUAGCCAAUCGAGCUGCACAUAGGAUGUUGGUUGACACUGGAGCGUCCGUGGACGUAAUCUCACUUGAAGCCUAUAGACAGUUCGGGUUCAGCGAUGAUAAGCUCAAGCCUGAGGCAACCUAUCUACAUGGGUUUUUGGGUGCCUCCUCCUCCAUUAGAGCAACAAUCGAAUUACCAGUCACCUUCGGAGACCACCCUCGACAAGCCACGAUCAUGGUUACCUUCAUGAUAAAGUUCCCAACAGAGAAUGGCGUUAGCGAGAUCAAGGGUGACCAGAAGAAAGCCAGAGAGUGUUACGCGCUGUUUAUCAAGAAGAAUAAUGGCAACACUCAGGGGAUGGCUCUAUGUGUAGAGAACCUCAUUAGCGACCAGAGAGAUGAGCUCACGGAACGAAGGGGAAAAUCGGUAGAAGAUCUCAACCCAUUCCCUCUUAGUGAGGACGAACCCACCAAGACAAUACAGGUCGGGUUGCAUGUAGAUCCAGCUAGGAAGCUAGUACAACAGAAGUGGAGGAAUUUUAUCCUUGAUAGACAAGCGACAAUCAAAGAAGAGGUCGAGAAGCUGAAUCUAUCAGGGUUCAUCAGGGAAGAGAAAUUCCCCACUUGGCUCGUGAACGUUGUGAUGGUUCUAAAAUCAAACGGAAAGUGGAGGAUGUGCGUGGACUAUAACAACCUUAACAAGGCAUGCCCGAAGGAUGAAUACUCCCUGCCAAGGAUUGAUUGCUAA